Suillus clintonianus is the source of this 867-nucleotide messenger RNA. RefSeq lists its product as uncharacterized. NCBI's taxonomy places the organism in Eukaryota, Fungi, Basidiomycota, Agaricomycetes, Boletales, Suillaceae. The record is from RefSeq and is a predicted model, not a curated record. The coding region runs from base 1 to 867 and encodes 288 amino acids. The transcript is spliced from 8 exons.
AUGCUCAGGCUGAGGUACCAUCUACCACCAAUCAAGCAGAUGAGUCACACAAUCCUCAAUAUUCUGGCUAUUCUGGAGUGGGGCAAGGAGACUCCUGCUGCUCCUACCCCAGGCUUUGAGUUGAAUGAACUUUCUCACAAUGUGAAGCUGGUGGAUGAUACAGAUCAGAUUUUCACUCCCAAUCAUUCCUGUUGUUCCCCCUUUCAACAUGCAAGAUCAAUAUACAUGCACCGACGUGUUGGACUUUUUCAAAGGGUCUGUUUGAAUUUCGACAGAUCCUCUGAAGGUAAGUCAUUUCAAACCUACCUGUGGACAAAUCAUAGUGCAAUCACAAUCAACCAGAUGAACUUGGCAGCAAUCUCAUGGACUCUCGAAGGCUACUUUGGAAUAGUGCUCUUCAGUUCUCUGGAAAUAUGCUCGGUGGUUGAUGUUGCUCUUGCUCCUGCUUCCAAAGCUCAUUGUUCAAUCACUACUCCUUGUGUCAACGAUCCAGUACCUUCCAAAACAACUUCAACUAUCAUAGCGCAAUUAGACACUAACUAUUAUCAUAAUUUGGAUCCUGCCCUCUGGUUGAGUGCACCACUGAAUACAGAUUCCAAAAAGUCAGACACAUUGAGCGAUGAAGGUGGUGGAGAUGAGGAGAUUGGUUGGGAGAAGUCGGUGGACAUCAUGAUACACACCCCACAUUCAUGCAAUGAAGAUGACCAAGUGGCUGGGAGAACCUUGGUGGUUGGUGGUGAUUUGAGCAAGGGUAGUACAACAAUGAAUCAAGAGAGCACUCCCCAGAUUCAUUCAUUUGUCAUGUUUUUCCCCUUCUUCCCCCAGUCUCUUUAUACUCGACUGGGGACUUAUGAAGUCCUUGUCUGA